AUGGAAUUGCGGAUCGUCAUUUUGGCCACCGGGCUGCUAGCUACGUCACUCUGUUCGGCUUCCGAUAUUCUCAUGAUUACGAUGGGUGGUACCAAAUCACACAAAAUUCCAUUCUUGGAACUUGCCAAAGGUCUUAUUCCAAGAGGACAUAAUAUCACCUUCCUGAACGGAUUUCCGGCGGAUUUCACCUUGAACGGUCUGCAAGAGGUUACACCCUCCGGCCUGGUAGAGUAUAUCAGAAACUACACAAACUGGGAUCUGCUUGGUGCGCGGAUGCGAGGAGAUUGGCCGCUCUCGGUUUGGGAUGUUUUCCGUUUCCCAUUUCAGAUCUGUGAUGCUACGCUUGAAGAUAAAGAAACUCUUGAUCUGUUGGGCCGGAAGUUUGACCUGUUGAUUUUGGAUGGAGCAUUUCCCGAAUGUGCGCUUGGGUUAGUGUAUCGCCUCGGAGUUCCAUUUAUGUACAUCAAUACCGUUGGAUUCUACACAGGAACCUUGUCCCUCGCUGGUAAUCCGACACCCUACUCGACGACACCAGUGUUUUAUCGACCUCUAACAGACGACAUGAACUUCUACGAACGGAUUUCCAAUGCACUGUUCACUGGAUUUAUCCAGCUGCUUUAUAUCCCCACAAUGCUUACACUACAACUAAUGGUUCAGAGGCAUCUUGGCUCCGAUGUGCCCAUUACUUGGAACCUUGCACGCAAUGUGAGCUUUAUACUGCAAAACGGUCACACUACCGUCACGUAUCCAAGACCACUGCUGCCGAAUGUAGCCGAAAUCGCUUGUAUCCACUGCAAACCUUCGUUACCGCUACCAAAAGACCUGGACGACUUCAUUCAUUCAUCGGGCGAGUCCGGAUUCAUCUACGUAUCGAUGGGCUCGUCCGUAAAAGCAGCCAACAUGCCGGAUCAUCUGCGCAAGCUGCUGAUACAAACAUUCGCCCGUUUGCCGUACCGUGUGCUGUGGAAAUAUGAAGCUAGCACCGCCUUGCUUACCGAUCUGCCGUCAAAUGUGAAGAUCGGCGGAUGGCUCCCACAACAAGACAUCUUGGGACACCGCAAGUUGCGCGCGUUCGUCACACACGGAGGCCUGCUGAGCAUGUUUGAGACUGUCUAUCACGGAGUGCCAGUUGUAACGAUGCCUGUAUUCUGUGACCACGACUCCAACGCGGCCAAAGCUGUGGCCGAUGGCUAUGCCGUAAAGCUGGACUUAGAAACGCUUACGAGCGAAAUGCUGGUCAGAGCAAUCCACAAAGUCAUUCACGAUCCGAAGUACCGGAAGGCAGCUAAAUAUCGCCAAAUGUUACUGAAAGACCAAAGAUCUACGCCGUUAGAAACCGCCGUUUACUGGACUGAAUAUGUUAUUCGACAUAAUGGUGCUUAUCAUCUGCAGAGUCCAUCACGCAAUUUGAACUUCCUCCAAUAUUAUUGUUUGGACCAAAUCGUGCUCUUCUUCGUUGUUGUGUAUGUAAUUCGUGCAAUGACCCGCAUCAACCUAAAGCCUAGAAUAAUAAGGCUAGCAAAGGAAAAAUUACAUUAGGCGACC
This is a messenger RNA of Anopheles cruzii, 1545 nucleotides long. RefSeq names its product UDP-glucosyltransferase 2 (gene Ugt50B3). The coding region runs from base 1 to 1539 and encodes 512 amino acids. The record is from RefSeq and is a predicted model, not a curated record. NCBI's taxonomy places the organism in Eukaryota, Metazoa, Arthropoda, Insecta, Diptera, Culicidae. Gene Ontology annotation, molecular function: UDP-glycosyltransferase activity. The transcript has 6 exons.